AUGGAGCCCGAGCAGGUAACUAUUACUGUCCUUUUGCCAGACAUGUUUAAAGCAUUUCUCAAGCAAGAACCUUUGGUAAAUCCUCAUUAUGAAAGAGUCAAGCUAGAGUCAGAAGAGUGGCUGAGCGAAUUCUGUUCAUUCGGGCCUAGAAUGAGAAAAAAGGUUAACAAUUGUGACUUUUCCUACUUUUGCGCAAUUGCAGCGCCAUUUGCUCCCCGAUCGCAAUUUCGUACCAUUUGUGAUUGGGGUAAUUGGGUUUUCCCGUACGACGAUAUGUUUGACAAUGGAUGCCUCCGCGACAAGCCUGAAGAGUCUCAACGUGUCAUGGAGAGCUUGAUGAUGCCCAUGAUGGGUAAAUCUUCUUACUUGGACGUGGCAGAUAGGCUGCGUAUCGUACAAGCUCAUGACACAGUUUUCCAAAGAAUUGCCAUGCCUCUUCAUAUAAAAGGCGUCCGGAAGAGAUUUGCUCUCGCCAUGCAAGGCUACUGUCAAGGCGCGUUGGUUCAGAUCGACAACCAUUUUGCGAGCAAGACGCCCUCACUGGAAGAAAUCGUUCUUAUCAGGCGAAAAUCAGCAGGAUGCAAGCCUCUGUACCAUCUUGUUGAAUAUGCACACGACCUCCGAGUUCCAGACGAGGUGUUUGACAACCCCGUUAUUCAAGAACUGGAGUGUCUGGGUAUGGACAUGGCAGAAGGCGUGCCGCACAACAUGGUGACAGUCUGCUGCUCAAGUGGAAUGUCACUGCAAAACGCCUUUAACACGGUAGGCAAGCUCCUUGAGCAACGGUACCAGCGCUGGGAUAAGGCUGAAGCGAGCGUGCCGAGCUGGGGCAAAGAGGCUGAUGUGCAAGUUCGAAAGUAUGUUGAGGGCAUCAAAUGCGUGGUCAAGGCCAACCUUAACUGGAGCUUCAAGUCAGAGCGCUACCUUGGCUCUAAUCCCGCCCAAGUCAGGUCUACUCGGGUGCUUCAACUUUUGGUAGAGUCGCCGAAUUCACGGAGGAAAACGGUGGUUAUGAAGCAUCACCAUUCAAGGUUGCAGGAUGAUGCGCUGAAAACUGUCGGAAGCUAUAUAAUUUGGAUAUAUACCUUGGCGAUUGAGUUUCUGUUGUCUUGUGUGAUGUACUAA
Molecule: messenger RNA, 1125 nt
Organism: Trichoderma asperellum CBS 433.97
Lineage: Eukaryota; Fungi; Ascomycota; Sordariomycetes; Hypocreales; Hypocreaceae
Source: RefSeq, a predicted model, not a curated record